AUGGCCAUCCCAAGUCACAUCACUGCCGAGAAUUUCUCUGGCCGGUUCAUCCUGAACAAGACUUUAUCUGAUAAUCCCGAUGCUGUUCUUGCUAUUCAAGGAAUCGGAUACCUGAUGCGCAAGACCAUGGCCAUGGCGACACCGCAGAUGGACGUCCAUCAAUCGACAGACGACUCGGGAACUGUUCAUCUGACUCUGGCGGUGACGGUGGGAGGCAAAGAGGCCAACAAUGAGCUCUCAAUGGACUGGAACCCGGUUACCAAGGAAGAUGGGCCUUUCGGCGCAGUUGAGCGCCGCUCUAGAUACUGUGCCAUCUCGGAAAUCGAUCUAGCCUGCAGCGGCGCCAAUGCAAGCUUCCUCAAAGGCCAGACACUGGCAGACGGACACACCCCGUCUGCAUGGCUGGAAGAAGCGGCGGGCCAGAGAAACAUCCAGCUAUAUGGAAAAGGAGUCAAGGACGGCUGGACGUACGAGCAGGUCUGGGGGUUUGAAGAGAUCGGGGGGAAGCGGUAUCAUACCCGGCGCAUUGUUGCGGUGCAUGGGAACAAGGACGCCCGGGCGAGAUAUGUGUAUGAGUUUGUUAAUUAG
This is a messenger RNA of Penicilliopsis zonata CBS 506.65, 588 nucleotides long. RefSeq lists its product as hypothetical. Lineage: Eukaryota; Fungi; Ascomycota; Eurotiomycetes; Eurotiales; Aspergillaceae. The record is from RefSeq and is a predicted model, not a curated record. The coding region runs from base 1 to 588 and encodes 195 amino acids. The transcript is spliced from 4 exons.